Molecule: messenger RNA, 819 nt
Organism: Heterobilharzia americana
Lineage: Eukaryota; Metazoa; Platyhelminthes; Trematoda; Strigeidida; Schistosomatidae
Source: the annotation of a GenBank genome assembly
AUGUCUUGCGAUUCUAUGGACAGUAAUUCAGAUUGUUAUGCAUAUUCGGCAUCCCGAAACCCUUCUGAUGUGCAUAAAAAUCAAAACUCUGAACUUGAAGUUGGACAGGUACGUUGGUUCUAUCGCGAUGCUUGUGACAAACGGUGGUUACCAUUCAACGGUUGUGAUUCUAUCAAUUUAGAGCUGAGCUAUAGAAGUCUCCUGGCAUGCAACAUGACCAACACUCUUGGCUCGUGUGGACAUUUUACUAAUAGAACAGGGGAGUGUUCCAGUAACCCUGAAGUACCUGUUAGAGGAGGGUUAUUUGUCGCAAAAGUAGUGCAACGAUGUUGUUUUCCUAUCUAUUGGUCCGGUGACAAAUGUCCUAUUUUGCGUGGUACUUGGUUUCGUGAGUGUUAUAAUGACAAUCUUGAGCCCCUUGAUGAUGAGUCAAUGGUUGAACGUUUGGAGGUUGAAUACACCACCCGACACUUAAAAACAUGCAAUAGCCUCAAAAGUCUUAGAAAAUCUUUUUAUUCAAGUGGUAAUUUAUUCUCAAAGUCAGAUAGUGGUUCCCCGUUCCAGUCUGUGGCCAGUGCUCCUGUUUUUCAGUGUUCAGAUGUUGGGGAAACAAUUGGUGAAUCACCCACUCAAACCUCCGAAUCCUUAUGUGAAGAUUUUCCGAUUGAAUCAGAAAGCCACUUGAAUGAUAGUUCUAAUACUCCUUCCGUUUUAAAAAAAGAAUUCCCUACCAAACAAUUCACUUCACUGAUUGCCACGUUGAUUGGUAUGGAGAGAACGAAUUGUAUCUUUAUUAUGAAUCAACUAGUUUGUACAUAA